AUGACGAUUCUCUACGCUUCAGAACGCUUCUUGGCUCACGACACCGGCGAUCACCCCGAAUGUGCCGAGCGGCUCGUCGACAUGCCCAGCCAUUUAGAAGACGCGGGAAUCCUGGAUCGCUGCCACCGCAAGCCUUGGGAGCAAGCGUCGCUAGAACGGGUAGCACAGGUGCACGAAACCGACUACCUGGGCCAGUUGUUCGAAUAUGCAUCUGCCGGAGGGGGGCAGAUCGAGAGCGACACAGUGAUGUCGUCGGAAUCGUUCGACGUUGCCUUGCUUGCAGCUGGAGCCGCCUGCGAUGCGGUCCGCUCGGUUUUACACGGCGAACAUCGUCGAGCCGUCUGCCUGAUCCGCCCGCCGGGGCAUCACGCUUUGGCCGCCGGGGCGAUGGGCUUUUGCCUGCUGAACAACAUUUCGGUGGCCGCCCGCAGUGCCAUCGAGCAGUUCGACCUGGAACGGGUGCUCAUCGUCGACUGGGACGUGCACCAUGGGAACGGUACCCAAGACAUCUUCUGGGAAGACCCUCAGGUGGGGUUCUACUCGAUCCAUCGCUGGCCGUUUUACCCCGGAACGGGUAGCGCCAGCGAAACUGGUUCUGGCGAUGGGCUGGGGACCACGCUGAAUAUCCCCGUUGAAUACGGCUGCUCGCGAACCGAAUACAUCGACCAGUUUCGCCUGGGCCUCGAACAGAUGGCCCGUAAGAUGCGGCCGCAGUUGGUGCUGGUCAGUGCGGGGUUCGACGCCCAUCUGCAAGACCCCAUCGGCUCGUUGGGCCUGGAAACCGAGGACUUCGAGGAGUUGACCGCCUCGGUGCUGGAUGUGGCCGACGAAUAUGCGGAAGGUCGCAUCGUGAGUCUGCUCCUUUACUCCCCCAUCGACUUCAUGAAAUCCGAUUCCAAAGAAGCCCUGCUAGCCGACGUCAACGCAUACUGCGAAGAGCUUCGCCCGUCGGAAGAGUUGUGUUACCUCGAACAUCAGCACAACGAUCAGAUUCUGGAACUGGCCAAGAAGCACAACCUGCUAGGCAUUCCGCUGCCGGUGAAAUACGGCGGACGCGGUGUCGAUUCGCUCACGUAUGCUAGAGCCCUGGCCCGCAUUGGCCAAGAAGGCACCGGCGUGAGGACCUUCUUCUCGGGUCACACAUCCAUAGGGCAGUACCCCAUCUAUCGCUAUGGGAACGAAGCCCAGUUGGAUCACUACCUGCCCAAGUCGACGGCCGGCGAAAUCGUGCUCGCCUUCGGGCUGACCGAACCCGAUGCAGGAUCGAACCCGCUGGAAAUGACCAGCACCUACCGCCGCGAUGGCGACCGGUACCUGCUCAAUGGCGUGAAGUACCUCAUCUCCAACGGUGGUGUGGCCGACGUGGUGGUGGCUUUCGCUUAUCCCGAAAACGCGGAAGGUGCCAAGCGCCGCAUCAGCGCGUUCAUCGUCGAGACCGCAGGCGACACGUUGGAGCAGGAAGAUCUGCCCUCGAAGAUGGGCAUGUUCACGGCCAACACCGGCAUGUUCGAAAUGACCAACCAUCCGGUGCCGGUGGAAAAUAUGUUGGGUGAGGAAGGUAAUGGGUUCCGCAUCGCCAUGGGCACAUUGGUCUCGGGUCGCCUGAGCGUGGCGGCCGGGUGCCUGGGCGUGAUCGAAGAUUGCCUGACCGAGGUUCUCAACUACUCGAAAACCCGCGAACAGCACGGCAAGCCCAUCGCUAAGCAUCAGUUGGUGCAGGACCACAUCGCGCACAUCGAAAUUGGCCGUGCCGCCAGCGAAGCGAUGAUCGAGAAGGCGGCCUUGGCCAAAGAUGCCAGCGAUGCCAAUCGCGAGGACCAGGAUUUGGCUGCUGAAGCGGAUUACCUUGUCGCCCAGGCCAAGUACUUUGCCUCGAAUGCCGCCUGGGACGCUGCCGAUCGAGCGGUGCAAAUCUACGGCGGCCGCGGAUGGUCGGAACUCUAUCGCGUAGGCCGGCACCUGCAAGACGUGCGGGUUUGCCGCAUCUACGAAGGCACCGACGAGAUCAUCAAACUCAAGGUGGCCGCCAAGCUACUCGGCAAAGAGUACACGGCGUUUCAUUAG
This is a messenger RNA of Cladocopium goreaui, 2064 nucleotides long. The record is from the annotation of a GenBank genome assembly. Lineage: Eukaryota; Dinophyceae; Suessiales; Symbiodiniaceae.